CAAUCCACAGUCCACGAUUAACCUUAUCUUGCAGUCCGAAAUCUGCACUUUUCUGAGACAAACCACCACGGGUAAGUGGUCCAAAUGGAAGAGGGAGACGAUUUGUCCGAAUUCCUCAGUUUGCUGGAGGAAGACUGCGAGGCAGAAGACGCAAAAGCCUCGCCGAAAAUCAACACCUCGCAAGCAGUGCCGGCCUACAGGGAGAUUACAGAUCCGGAUUCCUUUUUGCGACCACGCGAAGACACCGGGCCGUCCCAGAUUCACGCCGGAGACACCGAUUCCUCGGACGAUGAGGACAACCGCAAUUUCCAGGAGCAGAACCUGACGCCCUUCGGCCGGGAUGUCAAAAAGUUGAUGACCGCGCACAGUGAAGCUUCUGAGGGCGGCAAGAAGCAAUUUUCUCUGAGCGGACUUAAAGGCCUGGGGACCAAGACUGAGCAGAAUGACCCCAAGGUCAACUUGAGCCGAAAACAGGCCAAUCCUGUGAACAACAGUCUUCGUAACGCGAAGACUGUCUCGGGACUGACCGGUCUGCCCUUGAAGGCUGAAGACAGAAACUGUUUUUUGGAGCCGAUUUCUGGGAUUCGAGUUGUAAACCCGCUUGUGACCCAGGAAUUUAUUUCUGAGAGGACUGAAGGCCGACAAACUGUUUCCUGUUCCAUGGUGAAGAGGAAAUACGAGUCGAAAGCAUUGCAAGAAGACUGGCUGACAACAGGUGUCAUUGUUGGCACAACAAAGAGGAUUUCCCAAAAGUCUAAGGAGUAUUUGAUUUGGACAAUCAGUGAUCUCAAGCAAGACCUGGCUACAGUGACUGUCUUCCUUUUUUCAAGUGCAAACACCAAGUUCACUCAACUUCCUAAAGGAACUGUGAUUGGAAUUCUUAGUCCGAAUAUCUUGCCUCCAAACUCUUCAAAAUAUGAUUUAAUUCUAAGCGUCAACGAUGCUCAGCGAGUGCUAGUGAUUGGAAGCUCAAAGGAUUAUGGAAUUUGCAAAUCCAAGACAGCCAAAAAUGAGCCUUGCGCAAAUUUUGUGAACGCAACCAUCUGCCCGUACUGCUCGUACCAUCUUAGUAAGGAAUACAAACGCCACUCCGGCAAACCGACAGCGCCAAACUCUGCCCUGAUGUCCAAGGUGCUUGGCAAGAGCGAGGUUUUCUACGGAGGAAAGUCUUUCUCUGCCAAAAUGCUGCCUCCCAAGAAGAUUGCCCGUGAGCAUCUAUCCCAACUGUCACUCCCUCAGCCAACAAACAAGAAAAUCCAAGCGAGAGACCAGCUGCGUCUGCAGUCUCUCUAUGGAGACGAAACGCCACCGUCUCAAAAAAUCGUAUCCGUUAGUCCUGAGAUCAUCAUGCCCAGAAACCCAACUCGAGCCACUCGCAUUAUGAACAACAUGAAACAUGCCACGGCUCUAGCUGCGAGAAAAACGCCUCAAACACCAGGCAGUGUUUCCAAGCUGACGGGCAUCCUGGGAAAGAAGGCUCCUCAAAGCCCGGCUGUAGCUACUCCAAGUCCGAGCUCAGCCAAAAAUACUGCAAGAAAUACGCCUGACUUGUCAAAUUUUGGAGUGAAGCGAUCAACUCCGACAAAUGCGCUCAAUUCGUCCAAAAGCCAAGCAAGUCACGAUAAAAGUCUGGACGCGGCGAGGAGCAGGGAUAAACAGUCAAAUUUAAAUUCAACCCCGCCUCCAGCCAAGAAGGUUGAUUUGUCAGGACUGGGAAGACCAACGCUUGGAAAGUUCAACACUUUGGAUUUGGGCGUGUUGGGCAGGAAACCUCUUCUCAACAGUCAGGAGCGUGCCAAGCUUCAAGCUUUAGAGCUGGUACGAAAGAAGGGACCCCUCAAGAAGGAAGACCCGAACAAAGUGAAAAAAGCCGCCUCUUCAUCAAAAGUCGCUUCUACACUCAAGAGAAAAAGUCCCUCCACUGGAGAAAUGGAUAAAGAUGCACAGGAGAGAGCCGAGUUUGAGAAGAAGAAAGCAAGGUUCCUUGCCAUGAUUGAAACUGGCUCGCAACACCAGGAUUUGAUCGAGAGCGCGCACGAAGAAGCCGAGCAAAAAUAUUUCCAGAACAUGGAGGUUAAGGAGAAAAUUGAGGACAAAAUGCUAAACACUCACAAGAUCGAGGCUAAAGCUGUCAGAUGCACUCAGUGCGAUUACUUGUCUCUCGCAAGAAGUGACUUCUGCCGCAAACAAGGCCACCAGGUCAAAAUCAUCCAAACGCACAAACGCUUCUUCCAGUGCAAAGGCUGCAAAAAUCACAUCUGGGUGCUGGAGUUGGUGCCAACAAAGGCCUGCUCCAACUGCGGAGACAACCACUGGCAAAAGGCUGGCAUGAUCAAGGACAAAAACGCCAAAUUUGAGACUCUUCGCAUCACUGCCGGCGAUCGGGAAGUCUACAAUCCAGCCAACAUGAAUUGUUUGGUGCCAGACUAAUCAACUAACAAUAAGGUCAGCUUUUAAUAAUAACGGUCAUCAUCAAAUGAUAAAACUGUUUAUUUUCUAUAAACUUGAGGAUUUAAUCUACAAAAUCAU
This is a messenger RNA of Cloeon dipterum, 2529 nucleotides long. It is a transcript of the gene Mcm10, whose product is annotated as minichromosome maintenance 10 homolog. The record is from RefSeq and is a predicted model, not a curated record. Gene Ontology annotation, cellular component: nucleus; nuclear replication fork. The transcript has 10 exons. NCBI's taxonomy places the organism in Eukaryota, Metazoa, Arthropoda, Insecta, Ephemeroptera, Baetidae. Gene Ontology annotation, biological process: DNA replication initiation; DNA replication. Gene Ontology annotation, molecular function: single-stranded DNA binding; DNA replication origin binding. The coding region runs from base 85 to 2430 and encodes 781 amino acids.